AUGGGGCAAAAACCAUCGCAGUUGGCUCCGAAGGACAGCAGAGAGAUUCUCAGCGUCGGUGAGGUGGUCAGUGGAGCUAUAGUGCAUGCGGCUCAGAAACUGAAGGAGUACCUUGGAUUUGAAGACCCUCUGAGCAAUCUAUGCCCAGCUGCAAACACGCUGAAUGAGAUCUUCUUAAUCCACUUCAUCACUUUCUGCCAAGAAAAGGGAGUUGAUGGGUGGCUCACCACCACCAAGAUGACCAAGCACCAAGCGUUACUGUUUGGGGCGGAUUGGAUUUGGACCUUCUGGGGAUCCGAUAAGCAAAUAAGGCUCCAGCUGGCAGUACAGACUCUGCGGAUGUCUUCUCUUCCUCCUGUGGAAUCUAAGCCUUGUGAGCUCUCUAAUUCAGAGUCCAGGGCAGAGGGGUCUUCCAGGAAAAGCAGAUUUGCUAAGCUGGAAGAAUUCUGUAACUUGAUAGGAGAGGAUUGUCUGGGCCUGUUUAUCAUCUUUGGUGUGCCAGGAAAGCCUGAAGACAUCAGAGGAGUUGUCCUGGACAGUGUCAAAAGUCUGCCCGCAGAGAAGGCUGUGGCACAGUUUGUCCUGGAAACUGAAGAUUGUGUCCCCAUCAGAGAGCUGCUUGGAAACUGUCUGAGUAAGAAAGGCGGGCUGAGAGAGGUGGGCAACGUUUAUAUUAGCAUCCUCUGA
Molecule: messenger RNA, 687 nt
Organism: Molossus molossus (Pallas's mastiff bat)
Lineage: Eukaryota; Metazoa; Chordata; Mammalia; Chiroptera; Molossidae
Gene: REP15
Product: RAB15 effector protein
Exons: 1
Coding region: 1-687 (228 amino acids)
Biological process (GO): receptor recycling
Source: RefSeq, a predicted model, not a curated record